Messenger RNA from Gilbertella persicaria, 1881 nucleotides. RefSeq names its product Sodium/hydrogen exchanger family-domain-containing protein. Gene Ontology annotation, cellular component: membrane. Gene Ontology annotation, biological process: potassium ion transmembrane transport; proton transmembrane transport. Lineage: Eukaryota; Fungi; Mucoromycota; Mucoromycetes; Mucorales; Choanephoraceae. The transcript is spliced from 6 exons. The record is from RefSeq and is a predicted model, not a curated record. Gene Ontology annotation, molecular function: potassium:proton antiporter activity. The coding region runs from base 1 to 1881 and encodes 626 amino acids.
AUGCGUCCACUAUUAUUUUUAUUACUCCUCGGUUUCGGUUUCUUUACACGUGCAGAGCCGUCUUCUUUGCCGGCCUUGGUGCCCACAAACGCCGACAAAGUGUUCACUAUGCUCCAAAAGGGUGCUGAGCAUAAAAGAGAACUCGAGAUCAAAAAGAACCAGUUGUACCAGAGUAUAGAAGCAGUGCAUGGAACUAAGAGAGAAGAAUUGUUUGCAUUGGCAGGCGUCAAACUAGACGACUUUGAGGCGUUUGAGUCGUUUGUUCUCGGUAUACUUCAGGUCUACGACCAAACAGUCAGCCAGCUUCCUUUCAAAUCCUCGUAUGAUUUUCGAAGUCCAGCCCUUACUUUGGCAUUCGAUUUCCAAAGAGCAGUCAAAACAUCGCACCAGAAAUAUAAAUCAGUCGCAAACACGGUCCAUCAAUUUCAUGCAACAGGCGAUGAACAAAAGGAGUUGAUGAUGCAAGUGAUUAGUGAUAUGCUGAAAGAAGUAAGCGAUAAUGCGGAUCAAUUGGAAAAAGACAUGAAACAGAGCACCAUGUUUUCACUUGAUGAUGCAAGAAUUGAAACUGUACUCAAGUUACAAGACAAUUUAGUCGACCAAGACAAUAAUGAAUAUGUCAUGACAAAACCUUUUGAUGCUACUGUCAUUGUGGAAGAUACUCGACUCAUUUAUGACUUUAUUCUCUUACUUGUCAGUUGCUUUGUGUUGGGUUGGAUGUUUACAUGGAUUGGAUUACCAGCAUUUUUCGGUUAUAUUUUGGCUGGUGUUUUGGUGGGACCCUCAGGCUAUAAUCUUGUACAGGAAAUUAUUCAAAUCGAAACACUUGCUCAAUUAGGUGUUGUGUUUAUCAUCUUUGUCCUUGGCCUUGAGUUUUCUUUAGAAAAGAUAAAAAAAAUGUGGCAAUUAGCACUUGGUGGAGCAAUGACUAUUUUGUUUGUUACUGUCUUGUUCUUUGUGCUGAUGGGAUGGAUAGUUGGUGCAGACACAAAAGAAGCUGUGUUUGUAGGUGCUUGUGUCAGUUUGAGUUCCACGGCUGUUGUUGUGAAAUGUAUUCGACUCGAUCAAUUCGAUCAUUUAUAUGGUUUACUUGUCAUGCAAGAUGUCUUGUUGGGCUUUAUGCUGGCGAUCAUCCCAGCCCUCUCUAAAUCAGGGAUCCAAGUAGUGUUUGCAGUCAUGAGAAUAGCUAUCUCAUUCGUUAUUUUUGGCUUGGUUUGCUUUGCCAUUGUUCAACUCAUACCUUUUGUUCCCCGUGUACUACGACGUACGAUCCCUGCGAUUCAAAAAAACCAUGAGCUCAUGCUUUUGGGCACCAUUGCUGUCUGCAUGACGAUGCUUGUCAUUUCCGAGCAUUUAGGUUUAGGCAUGGAACUUGGCUGCUUUGCUGCUGGUGUGAUUGUUCGCUCUCGAAAGGGCAUGUUUGAAACAUCCCUCACGGUCAUUGAACCUGUACGAGACAUGUUUGCCUCUUUGUUCUUUGCGGCCAUUGGACUUCACAUCUAUCCCCAAUUUCUUGCUUCAGAAGCCAUGUUGCUAUUGACACUUGCAGGUGGCGUUAUUGGAUUCAAGUAUAUUGCGACAUGCAUUAUUUUGUAUUUAUUCAAAUUUGAUAUCCACAAAUCUUCAAUUAUGGCUAUUGCAUUGGCACAAAUCUCUGAAUUUGGGUUUGUGCUUGCUUCUCGAGGUAAACAGCUAUCGAUUAUUUCGCGUGAGGUAUAUUAUCUCUUGUUGGCCACAACCUCUAUUACAUUAAUUGCCACCCCUCUUUUGUUGAAAAUGACAACAAAAACACAUCGUCAUGAUCACACUGAACACGCACAUCAAAACUCAAGCCACGAUGUCAUUUCCAUUGGGUUUACUGAUACAGAAAAACUCGCUUGA